Messenger RNA from Spodoptera litura, 1316 nucleotides. RefSeq lists its product as uncharacterized. Gene Ontology annotation, cellular component: nucleus; transcription regulator complex. Lineage: Eukaryota; Metazoa; Arthropoda; Insecta; Lepidoptera; Noctuidae. The record is from RefSeq and is a predicted model, not a curated record. Gene Ontology annotation, biological process: regulation of transcription by RNA polymerase II.
GAGCCACUCGGCACGUAGCGCGCAGGUAGGUCAUGUCUCGUAUAGUCGUAUCGCUAGCCUUGCCGCGUUCUAUCGCAUAGUACAAAACAAUGGAAAGAUUCAUACAUGCUGUAAGAGCACACCCCUGCCUAUGGAACCCACAGCACCCGCACAAUGCCGAUGUUCAUGCUAGAGGGCAAGCCUGGCAAAACGUUAUUGAAGAAAUUAACGACAGUUCUAUAUCAAAUAUUAAAACUGCACGAACCGAAUGGAGAAAACUUCGUGACAAUCAUCGAGAGGCUUUGAAGAGAGCUAAAUUAGGACAAAACAAAUUGUUACCAGCUCAAGUAACCACUUGGAAAUAUGCAAAAGCUAUGCAAUUCCUUGAACCCCACAUGAAAUAUCGCAUUUCUGAGAAUAUAGAAAUUGAUCCACCUGUUACAAUGGGGAAAACUUCUGAACACGAUGUUUCUACGACAAAUACUAAAUCGGAUGUUAUUCCACCUAAACGCCGCUGUCCAGACUCCGAAGAGCCAGCUGCCUCAGGGGUAAAACUACAAGAAAAGGAGAAAGACGCACUCGAAUCUUUUUUCAAUUGUAUUUUACAAAGUACCAGAGAAAUGCCCCACUGGAUGCAAACACAAGUGAAAAAAAAAAUUUUUGCAGUUAUUAUAGAUGCAGAAGAACAACUUUCAUCUCAAAUGCACACAUGGCAGAACCAACAAAAGGAGGAAUACGAAAAUCAUGUCAUCAUCGAAAGCAAUAUAAAGACUGAAAUCUUUGAGGACACCUAGGCAUUUGAGUACUGAUAGUACCUACUUUUGCAAUGAGUUUUAACCAUUUAAGAAUGAGGUGGAGUUCAUGACCGAAAUGGUAAAGUUUACUUAAUAUGCCUAAACCUAAGGGCCUUAUCAUACUAGCCGAUCGUGAACGUCUUCAAAGCGGAGCGGGCGCGCAAAGAAUUCGUUACGGACUAAUACGGCCACACAAUGAACACACCGCGCAUACGCAGCGAAUUCGUUGUGGACGCGCAACGGGAUUGCCGCGAACAGCAAAGUGGAUGCCAUUUUGUACUGUCUACAUACCUACACGCGACGGAAACGUAAUGUAGGUAAUUGACACGCGUCUGCAACGUGUUCGCUGCGCAGCCACGGCGUGUUCGCGAUGCAUUCGCUGCGCGUCCGCGCCGCCCGAGAACCGCUUCCGCUAAUAUGAUAAGGCCCUAAGUAUUUGGUAAGAUAAUUUGUAAUGAUGUGUUUAAUUGUUGGGUCCCAUAUUCAGCCCACAAAAUGCUGUGAUUUAUCAAUAACACGGAAAACAAUAAAUGAUUAAUUUAC